Molecule: messenger RNA, 13144 nt
Organism: Wasmannia auropunctata (little fire ant)
Lineage: Eukaryota; Metazoa; Arthropoda; Insecta; Hymenoptera; Formicidae
Gene: btv
Product: cytoplasmic dynein 2 heavy chain 1
Exons: 46
Coding region: 60-12332 (4090 amino acids)
Biological process (GO): microtubule-based movement
Cellular component (GO): dynein complex
Molecular function (GO): dynein light intermediate chain binding; dynein intermediate chain binding; ATP binding
Source: RefSeq, a predicted model, not a curated record
UUCGUGUGAUUUAAAUACCUCGUGUUUUAAAACCGCGUUUUAUUGUAAAACCGAGCGAGAUGGUGGUCGCCGAUAAACGCAGGCGUCUGAUAGUCUCCACGGCGGGGCACUUCUUCAGCGCGUCCGUGCAGCAUGACGAGGAGGACGUCGAGGAUCGCGAGAUCAUCGAUCGUUUCCUGGAGCAGUCGUCGUGCCGAACCCUAUGCGCCAGGCCGGUCGACGCCGAUCGGAAUCAAGUCCGUUUGAAACUGAGCACCGAAUUGCCCGCCGGUAGAAACACGUUGGUCUUCUUUAAGGUGACAGCGGCGGCGGUCACGGAGGAGAACUUUCACGACGUGGUCCAGGUGGCUUCCACCGGCUGCGGGGACGGAUCGGUGCUGAUCGAGGGGCUCCGCCAGGUAUGGGGGCCGACCCUUCGCUCGUCCGGUUUAAGUACAUCUUGUUUGAAGAACUUGGAGGAGAGACUGCUCAACUCCGGAUUUUCGAUUACCGUCGCGGAGGAGGAGGAAUUCUGGAAGCGGAGACGGGACGAGGCCAAACGGUCGCACGAGAGAACGAAUUGCGAAGAAGCUGCCAAGUCGGUGAAGAACAUCAAGGUCGAACUCGAAAGCGCCGCGGUGUCGAGAGAUGGAUUAAUCGCUGUGGAGGAAGCUUGCGAAGCUAUUUCCGUAUUCGUGGACGAUUUGUGGAAGUUAGGGGGACCGGCGUAUACCGAGGAUCGUAUGAAAUCGUUUCUCGAUGUAAUCGGGAACGAAGUGGUCCAGCUGAUACAAAAUUAUCUCGGUGCGGUCGACACGACCGACGCUCGCGCAAAGGACGAAGCAAUCGCACUCGGAGCGACCGUAUGCGAAAAGUGGGCGAACGCAACGCAGAAGCUGACGGAGCUUUUCUGGCCGCAUCAUUCGCUCCAUCCUUGGCGCGGACCGAUCUUCGUACCCGAGAGAUGCUCGAAGCUCGGCAGAAGCCUCAGGCAGAUGUCCGAGUUACGUGCGCAGCAUCGCCAAUUAAGCAGGCUUCUGACUCCGAGCGAGAGAUCUGGUCUCGGUAUCGAGAAAUUGCUCCAGACGUUCGAUGACACGAGAUUUGCUUUGGGCGAUGACGAACGGGACGAUGAAUGGAAUAGACUGAGGCGUAAGAUCGAGGAAGGCUUGAUGCCAGCUGAAGAACGCGUUGCUCAGAAGCUGAAGGACCGUAUCGCCGAUGCUGAUACUCCGAGCGCUCUGGUAGCUGAAUUUGAGAGAUACAGCGAGCUGAUGAAGAGGGAAGGGCUUAAGAGAGCGUUACGCGGAGAACGAGAAUCCCUGCUUGCAGCGUAUCGCGAUCUAAUCGAGAAUCGACUGGCUGGUCCCGACACGCAAAAUCUUCUGGAUGCUCCUAAAGUUCUACAAGAGGUUCAAGCUGCUAGAUCCGCGGAGAUACGGCUAGAGAGCCUAGCUAAAUUAGGAAAAGAACUGCUCGCUGAUCUUCCGGGGUACGAAGAAGUGGCGGCGCGUUUAUCGAGCGCCCUGAAAGAAGCCGAAGAGAGGAGACGAGAUUUGGUUGAGUCAUGGGUGAACACUACCAAGGACGAUAUAGCCAAGAAGGAAUUGAGCUUGGGCACUGAUUCGCCGGUGGUCGAACUUACUGGCACCAGUAUGAUGCGUGUGACCUACGAUCCUCGGUUGAUGACACUGAUUAGAGAAGCCAGAGCGUUGUCCGGCGAAGGCGUCGAGUUACCGCGGGAAAUUAGAGAGCUGGUAGAGAGAGCCGCAUCUUUAGCCGGACGAGCUAGAGCUCUUCAGCAGGUCGCUACGUUCCACAACACGAUCGGCGAUCGAAUGGUACCCUCUCAGAGACCGCUUAUGUUGACUAUAGCUCUCGAAUUGGCGCGAGCUGUUCAAGAGCAGUCGGGUGUCGUUUGGUCCGAUCCUCAUCUCGUCGACGUGUACACCGCCAGAUUAAAAGAGUUGGUAAGAAAAUUUGCCCGACAAAACUCAGAAUUGAUCUCAAAGCACUCUACCUUGCGAGAUUACGUGUCGGGCUUGUUGAAGGGCGACGCCGUGCAUCUUGUAGGAAAUCAGAACAUAUGGAAGGAGACGUUGACGAACAUGAGAGCGAUUGUCGACGCUGUGGAUUCGGAAUAUGGUAAUGCGAGAGCUUGGAAGUUGCAUUGGGAUCGGCAACUCCUCAAGGCGUUGGGUGUAGCGUACAGGAAUGCCUUGCCGUCCUUGUCAAGAAAACUAUCUGAAAUUCGAGUGGAACUCACUUUUCGAGAUGGAUCCUUACAAUGGAGGCCGCCGCUCGAGGAUAUUCGCGCGAAAUUGUACUCCGGUAUACGCCGAUCGCUUUCCAUUCCGGUGAAUUUUAGGGGUGUCGGAGACGUCGCCGAUGCACGCUUCGGCGAUUUGGUGCAGAAGAACGCGUAUCUAUUCAGCGGCGUUUACAAGCAAGUCGAGAUCGCCCUGUCCACUCUUGAGUUGUUUAGGCUCAAGUGGCUAAAUCUAGCAACACCGGCCAAUAUAGAUGUUGGUGAACGACUGAAAGGUAAACCUCCCCAAGAAUGGGCGAAAGCUUUUAAGGAGGCGAAACAAUGGGCCCAAGAAGUCGGAAAAUUACGUGGAUGCGAGGUGAAAAUCUCGUGCAUAUGCAUCGACACAUCGACGACGAGGAACGAUUUGGAGACCGCGUCUCGUCAUUAUUGGGAACGGCUGUGUUCCGAUCUGAGAGCGGAAGCGUCCUCGCGGCUGGUGGCUAUCGUGGACUUCCUAUCCUUCGCGUCCAAGGAGCUCGAACGUAGGCCGCGCGAUGUGGAAGAGGUCGGAUUAGCUUACGAGGCUCACGCGCGUAUCGAGCAACAGUCGGCAGGAAUCGCCGAGGAGAUGGAAGUCGUCGCUGUGCUCGCCAAAGUUAUGGCCGCGUGGACCAGCGAGAAACUCGACGGCGUUAACGCGGCUCACGCCGCUUGGCAGGAUUUGGGAGACCGUUUGGAAAAGCACAAGGCCGUUAUGGCGCGUCUGUUGGAAGACGCUAAAGUUAAUCUUCGUCACAGGGCGAUAGCGCUAAGGGACGAAAGAGAAAGAUGGCAGGCAAAGUGGUCCGCGAGAUCGGAGAGUCUCACGCUCGACUGGCUGAUGUCGAUGAAGGAACGUUGGCUCAAUCUAAACGGGCAGUUGGAUUCCUUGAAAGCGGACUGCAAGAGAAUAUCUUUGGAACUCGAAAGUGUCCUGGAGGACGAAGACAUAAAUCUGUCACAAGUGGAACGCGAAUUGGAAACCGAGGAGUCAAAUUACAGAUUCCAAUCCGAGUUUUUAGAGGAGCUGAAAAAUCAGGAAACCGAGGAGUGGGCCGUAGCUAGAAGAAGAUUACCAAGACUUCACGAUUGGCUUGAUUCCUGGCAGAAUAAGAUUCGGUUGAAUGACAAUCUGGAGGUCGAUACCUUCGUUGGCAGAAAGAUAAACGAAAUCAGAUCUGCGAUCGAAUUUAUCCAGCCGCUUCGGGGAGACGAGAUCACCGACGAGCACUGGACCGAGUUAAUUCCUAUACUGGGCCUAAAGGUCGGAAGCCCACGGAAUAUCACAUUGGGCCACUUGCUCGCUUGUACAAAAGAGCUGAAGGAGAAUGAGGAUAAAAUAAAGGAAAUAACGAAGCGAGCAAUCGCCGAGAGCGGGAUCCGACAGGCGUUAAUAGAUCUCGAGAUCUGGGAAAGUACGGCGUCACUUCCGUUACAGGAGUCAACUGACAGCAAAAAUAAGACGAUCUUACUCGUCGGGGAUUACGGCAGUCUGUUGGCGAAAAUAGGUGAAUUGAGGCUCUUGCUCGAAGGAGCGAAAGGCACGUCAGGACACGACAGGUUCGCGUCUAGAGCUGCGCGCUGCGAAGCAGCUCUAUCGGAGCUCGAAGAAAGGAUUAAGGCACUCAGCAGCGUACAAAGGAAGUGGAUCUACUUGGAUCCGGUCUACGGAAGUGGGGCGGCUCCCAAUGACUCCGGCAAAUGGUCCAGGGCCGAUAAGGAAUUCAGAUAUCUCAUAGGAGAAGUAUCUCGGGACCCCAGAGUACCAUCCUUAAGGCAACUUUCACUACCAGCUUUAAUAAGUUUAAAGGACCUAUUAGAUAGAUGUCAGAAAUGUCUGGACGAAUUUCUGGAGGAGAAACGAGCAGCUUAUCCAAGAUUGUACUUUCUCAGCGACGAAGAUCUUCUCGAACUGGUAUCGGGCAGUGGAAGAGGCUUGGAGGCUCACUUACCGAAAUUGUAUCACGGUAUUGGUUCGGUAGUAAAGGAGAAUAAUUUGUUAACGGCGAUUGUGUCACCCGAGGGAGAAAUGUUGAAGUUACCAGAGGCUGUCGAUCUCACGGAAUCUCUACCGCAGUGGCUGAACAAUCUCGAAAAGGGGAUGAGAAACGCUCUCCGUCAAAGUUUGGAAAAGUGUCUAAACGAUUCCACACCCGAUCCGUCCGUUUAUCCCUCACAAAUAUUGCUGCUGUCGGAAAGAAUAGGAUUUACCGAGCGCUGCGAACGCGCCCUCAAGGAAGGUCGCGCGGCUCUGCAGAAGCUUGUCGAAUUUCUGGAAACGCAGAGGGCAAGGUACAGAGGACUGGAGGACGCCGGUGACAAGCUGACCGCGCUGAAAGCGCGCGGACUUCUUCUGGAUACCGUCCAUCAUCUGCAAGUGGCCCGAACAUUGUUGAAGAUCGUCGUAACGGGCGAGAAUGCUGGCUGGACGUGGCAUAAACAAUUAAGAAGCUACAAAACUGUGAGUACGUACGUAAUACGAUGCGCCGGUGCAGAGUUACCGUAUCGCUUCGAAUAUCAAGGGGCGUCCAUCGGCUUGGUGAGAACUCCCCUGACAGAGAAGUGCUUCUUAGCACUCACGCAAGCUAUGAAGCUUGGGUUGGGUGGCAGCCCGACCGGUCCCGCUGGAACCGGAAAGACCGAAAGUGUCAAAGCUCUAGCAUCUGUCUUGGGUAGAUUAGUUCUUGUCUUCAAUUGUGACGAAGGAAUGGACACUGGCAGCAUGAGACGAAUCUUAGGCGGCCUGGCGCAAGCCGGCGCCUGGGGUUGCUUCGAUGAAUUCAAUCGUCUCGAGGAGGACACCCUGAGUGCAGUAUCGAUGUUGGUGAGGCCGCUUCAAGAGGCGCUACGGAACGGCUCGCCCGAGAUCCUGCUGGGCGAUCAGAAGAUCAAGCUGGAUCCUCACUGUUGCAUUUUCAUCACGAUGAAUCCAGCCGGAAGCGAGUACGGUGGUAGGCGUAAGCUGCCGGAUUCCUUAGCGCGACUCUUCAGGCCUAUCAGCAUGGCGCAUCCGGACAAAUCGGACAUCGUCAAGACUCUGCUGGAGUGCGCCGGUUUCUUGGAGGCGGCCACCCUCGGUAAACGUCUGGUGGAGGCUCUUGAUAUUGCCGGGACCAUACUUUCCGAGCAGCCGCAUUACGAUUGGGGGCUCAGGGCGCUUAAAUCUGUGCUCGACGAUCUGCAUCCGAUUGCCGGCGUCGAUGAGACCACCAGGCUUCUCGUUUCGAUCAGGGCGUCAACCCUUCCAAAACUGACGGAGGCAGAUACGACGAAAUUCCUGUCAUUGCUGGACGAUCUCUUCCCGAAGAGUAAUCUUUCCUUGUCGGUCUCUGAAAACGAGGACCUGGUCGUCGCACUGUUGAAGAUCUGCGAAACUCGAGGAUUAACGAAGGAGAUUGCCAACAGAUGCAUUCAGCUGAACGACCUGUUGAAGAGCAGGACCGGCGUCGCCAUAGUCGGUCCACCGGGUAGCGGAAAGACGUCGAUCAGAUCGUGUUUGGCCGAGGCAAUGGCGAAAAUCGGCGAAAGCCUCCAACAGAUUGUCGUUUAUCCUGGCGCGGUACCAAAGAGCAGAUUACUAGGUCACAUUAAUCCGCGAACGAGGGAAUGGAAGGAGGGUGUUCUAUCGAGCGCGGUGACGUCCGCUGGAAAUUCCGCGACCUGGAUUAUUUUUAACGGGGACGUGGAGCCCGAAUGGGCAGAGGCGUUGAAUUCAGCCUUAGAUGAUAAUCGGCUGCUAACGUUACCCAAUGGGAUAGGAAUUAAACUUGGUAGCGGUACAAGGUUUAUCUUUGAGACCCAUAAACUCGCCGAUGCCAGUCCAGCUACGGUAUCGCGACUGGGCGUUCUGCAUCUUGGCUCGACGAGACCGACAUCGUUACUGGUGCCGUGGCGUUUAGAGCAACUCUCGUCAACCGCCGCGGAGAUUGCAAACACCCAUUUAUGUUCGUGCAUCGACGAAACUCUGAAAGUAAACGUCGACAACUCCUCCGCAUCCGGCCUGAUGACCGCCACGUUGUGUCAUCUUCAUAAAGCGCGGACGUUCGCUCAGGCCACUCAGGCUCUUCUGGUCUCGUUAUGCGGCCAAGUGGAGGAUACGCAAUCCAAAGACAAUUUGGCGAAAUUUAUUUACGGAUCAACCGAGAGCUGGUGUCCCGAUCCACAAAAGCCAAGUGCGGUUCUUUACGACCAGGAAACCGAUCGAUUGGUACCUUUCAGCGAUACAUAUGAAUCUAUCGAUACCGAGAACGGGCCCAUAUCGAUUUCGGAUCGCAUCAAGAAAGCAUUAGCAGCUACUUUGACCUGGAUAGAGGACGGACAUCCGAUUAUGAUUCGUGGAUCUGAGGCCUGCGGUAAAAACGCUUUGAUCGACGUUGCGUUGACGAAAAUAAAGAAUCAGGAUACCACAACCGUGGUGCGAGGGUCUUCACUUUACGGUCCUGACGAUCUCGUGAGUCGUUUGAAAAAGGCCUGCUUACGCUUGGAGUCUUCGUCGCAGGGUAGGACGUACAAGCCGAGAAGCGGAUCUCGAGUGCUUCUUAUCUUGGAAGAUAUGCAUCUCGCCGCUAAAGACUUACAGGAAUUGGUGAGAGAAUUGCUUCAAGAGGAAGGUUUCCUUGAGGAAGAUCUCGAAUUUUCCAAAAUAUCCAUAACAAUUAUAUGCACUGCCGACGUGACUACUCGAUUACAUCCGAGGCUUGAAGCAUUAUUUGCAACUUAUUAUUUGGAAGAUCCAAACCAAAAGGAUGUCGCGGCCAUCCUCGAGCUUCAUUUGAGGACUUCCUUGAAAGAAGUCGACCUUGUUAUGGCGGAGUCUUGGAUCGUCCGAAUGAAGCCUAGUAUUUUGGAUGCUUUCCGAUCUGUGAGUUCCGCUGAGGAAUCUCCUCUCAUCUGGACUCUUAAGGAUAUUGUCUUAUGGGCAAAGCUCCUGAAGUAUUAUCCCACUCCCGAAAACGAAGCGUAUAUCACUCGUUACUUGUUGGACAUUGGUCAACGUCUAUUUCGCGCGAGAUUAACGCCCAAGGAGUUUUCACGAUGGGAAUCUCUACUAAUUUCGAAGGACUCCGAGGUAAAAGAUUUUAACAAUGAUGUUUAUGCGUGGAAGAGCGCGAAUAUUGGGCUGUAUCCUUUGAGUGAGGAACAAUGGCGAGAAGAGAUAAUCAACGCAGCAGCUAGAUGCGCCAGAGAGGGUCAACCAGUGCAGGCAUCGAUUUCAACUUAUCUUUUGGAAAUCGUAGCUGGACUAAGCUGGGCCGUUGGAUGCGAUUUCCGUGGUAUAAUUCUCAUUGGACGACCCGGAGCAGGCAGGAGAUCAGCAGUUAAACUGGUUGCGACCUUUUCUUCCCUACGACUGAUUGAUUCAGGACCUGAACGCGGAAAAGCGGCGAUAAAGAGCGCCGUCCAAUCAGCCGGCAUCGAGGGUCAAUCGACUUUGCUUCUGCUGGAGGAACAUCACGCCAGGGAGGAGACCUUAGCCGUGAUGGUGAGCGCUAUAGUAUCCAAAGGGGAAGUUCCAGGACUUUACACAGCGGAGGAGCUUGACGCGCUGGUCGCGCCACUCGCCGAUCUGGCCCGAAGGGAAGAUUUUCAAGGGACGCUGGAACAAUAUUUGUACCAUCGCCUGCGCAAGUAUCUUCGCGUAGUGAUGGUCUUAGAUUCUGAAGAGAUCGAAUCGUCGUCGUUGCUACGUCUUGGCCUCCUUCGAUAUUGCGCGCUGCUCGGAGCCGGACCUGGCGUUUCUGACGAGUGGUGGUGUCGGGAGAGCUCGCUGAUCAAACUGGCGAUUCAGGAGGGCACUUUGCAACUGGACGAACUCGAGGAACUGCCGCAAUGCGCGAAGGUCAUAAUCGGAGCUCAUCUUCAGGCGCCUCGUUACCAAAGGGCACCGGCGCGGUUUCUCGCUCUGGUGCACACCUGGAGACACCUCCGCGACACGUGGAGCAAAGAGGUUGAAGAGAAGCUGCGAUCUCUUGAAGCCGGUAUCAGCAAGCUAAGAGAAGCCGGCGAGCAGGUGGCUAAGCUGGAGGACGAGGUGUCCAGGCAGCGCCAAGAACUUGAGGUGGAAAAGGGGAGGGCCAAUACCGCUCUUGAACAAAUCACCGCCACAAUGAGAGGCGCGACCACUCAAAGGGGAGAGAUGACAACUUUGAAGGCCAGCACGGAACGCGAGAGUGCCGAACUCGCGCGGCGUAAGGCGGACAUAGAGAGUGAAUUAGGAAAGGUCGAACCUAUGGUGGCGCAAGCCGCACACGCGGUGGCUGGUAUAAGUGCCGAUGCGUUGGCUGAAGUUCGUUCGUUAAGAGCACCCCCGGCGCCGGUGAGAGACGUGCUCGAGGGUGUUCUUCGGCUAAUGGGCAUAAAAGACACGUCUUGGAACAGCAUGAAAACUUUCCUCGCCAAACGAGGUAUCAAGGACGAGAUUAGAAAUUGGGAUGCGAGACGCAGUACGCCUGCGAGUUUAGAAGCGGUUGCCAAGUUGAUAAAGGAACGUCCGGACAGCUUCGAAGAGAAAACCGCGAAGAGAGCGUCGGUUGCGGCUGCUCCGCUAGCCGCGUGGGUACUCGCGAAUCUUCAGUACGGUCAAAUAUUGGAACAAGUUGCUCCUCUCGAACGAGAACAACGUCAAUUAGCAGAGGGAUUGGCGGCGGCUGAGGCACAAUUGGGGAAAUUGGAAACGGGAUUAAAUACGGUGGAGAGUCGCGUGGCGCAGCUUCAGCAGGAGCUUGCCGAGCACACGAGGGGAGCGGCUGAAUUGCAGCUGCGAACCGAAUCCACCGAGGCCAGUCUCUCGACGGCGCGUGCUCUAUUGAAGAAACUCGAUACCGAACAUCGCGACUGGCAAGCGCAAUUCCAAGAGCUGACAGCCAGGAAAGAACGACUAGAUGUUGAGGCAGCUAAUGCAGCAGCUCUACUUGUUUAUCAAGAUCCUGAGAGAGACGACGAUUGGAAAAAAUCAGCGACCAAGUUACUAGUAACCGAACGCGAGAGAUUAUCGUGGAGGGCACAGGGUUUGCCAGCAGACACGAGUAGCUUGGUCGCGGCCUCUCGCGUGCUGAAAGGACCUCUGAUCCCUCUUUUCCUUGAUCCCUCGGGAGUAGCUGUCACCUGGAUCAAACGCAACUUUGGCACCAGACUCGAGAUAACCCAGCCUGAAAAUUCCAAAUUUCUGACGGCUCUAGAGCUCGCUGUGCGUUUCGGGAAACCUCUCUUGGUCGAGGAAUUGGUCGAAUUCCCAUCGAUACUGUUGCCCAUGCUUCGCCGGGGACCGCUCAGAUUGGGCGAUCGCACUCUGCCGGCUCAGGAAGGCUUUCAACUCUUUCUGGCAACUAGGAAGGAUCGAUUGGAAGAUAUUCCGAAGGAAGCCGAUGCUGUAUUGUGCGAGAUCACGCUCGGCGCCGGUACGAGAAGUCUGGCGGAGAGAUUUGUAGAGAAGCUGCUACUAAACGAAACGCCGGAGCUUGAGGCGCAGAGAAGAGAGGCCUUAGAGAGAGAAGAAAGAUUGUCCGGAGAACGAGACGCGGCCAGGCUGGAUGUGUUGAGCCAAUUAGCCACAGCCAGAGGUCAAGAUCUCUUACAAGAAUCUCAAGAACAAGGAGGUCUUUUGUCUUCAUUGGAGGCAACGCAGUCCAAGGCGAAAGAGAUAGCGAUUGCGCUCGAGGAAAGUAGACAAAGUUUGAACGAAGUCUUAAGGCGUGCCAAAGACCACGAAAAGUUCGCGCAGUUCGCCGCUAAUGUUUACGAGACCAUUAAAGGAUUAACACUUCUCAGCUCUUUAUACGUCAUCUCUACAGAAGCCUACACCGAUAUCUGCUUGAAAGCGGUGCAGAAUGAUAUUUCUUUCACGAAUGAAGACAGAGAAAAGAAGGAAUCGCGAGGUCUAAUCGAGAAACGGUUGAUUACUUUGACGUUCCAUCAUUGCGCGAAGGCGGUCUACAGGAAGCACAGACUUUCACUGGCAUUGCACAUGGCACUGUCGUUGAACCCAGUGCCGGAUGUCGAGAGGAAUCUCUUGUUCGACAGCGGCGCGAUUGGCAACGCCGAUAAUUCCGACUUUGAAUUACCCGAAUGGAUACCAGAUGAACGACGCGAAGCUGUGCAAGCCUUAGGUUCUUCUCUACCCAACGUAGCCGCCAGGAUGAAAUCCUCUUGGUUAAACGAUAUUUCUAAUAUUUACGCGGACAACGGGCUUAGCGCCUUCCAAAAAGUUUUGGUCGUGAAGGUUUUACGGCCUGACUAUUUGCACACCGCUCUCUCUAAAUUGGCUGCGAAGCAAUUAGGUGUGAAGGAUUUGGCACCGCCUCUGUGGACAUUGAGCACGAUCGCCCAGGAAAGAGUGGGGUCAUAUCCUGUGUUAUUACUUUUAUCGCCGGGAACUGAUCCCGGUCCCGAGCUUAGUGUGCUAGCUGAGAAAUAUACCUCCGCUGGAUUUAUCGAGGUUUCUCUGGGCCAAGGACACAUCACUCAAGCCGAAUCGGCGUUGGAAGCCGCAUGCAGAAACGGCGGUUGGAUUUUGCUGAGCAACUUGCAGCUCGCUCUAAACUGGCUACCGCGACUGGAAAGUCUGCUUCGCUCGUCGAUGUGUACCACAAACAAGAAUUCCUCCACGAGGAUCUGGCUGACCACCGAGGAGUGUUCCGGAUUCUACCCGGGUUUAGCGGGGCUCUGUCUGAAACUGGCGUACGAGCCGCCCGAAGGCGUAAAGAGGAACGUGAGAAAAUCGCUUCAGCAGCUGCGACAGUCGCAGCGUAACGGCGACGACGUCGCGACCACUACAUUGGUGCUCGCCUGGUUACACGCGACGCUUCAAGAACGGCGAAACUUUGUUCCUCAGGGCUGGAUCAGAUCGUACGAGUGGAAUGAGUCGGAUCUCGAGGCUGCCUACGAGUUGGUAGUGAAGGACAUGGCGAAGGAGAAACGAUCGCAGCAAGGGGACUGGCAGAUCGGCAGAGGUUUGCUCGACGUUGCGGUUUACGGCGGCCGGCUGCAGGAUGACUAUGACGCAAGGGCGUUACGCUCGAUGAUUCGUAACGCAUGGUCCAGAGACAUUUUUGAGGGACGCCGGAAGUUGGGCGACGUGUUGAAAGUGACCGACAUGACGAUGGGCGAUCCGGUAAAGUCAUUGGAGAAUUUGAACGACAUCGACUCGCCGAAAGAGUACUUCGGUCUCCCUGCAAAUGCUCAUAGGGCAUGGGAAAGGGCUGCUGCGGAAAAAGCCUUGACAUAUCUCAAAGGUAUCUUGAUGAAGCCUUUCGACAACGGCGAAGGAACUAGCGAUAAAUUAGAAAAGUCGAAAGUCCAACAGGAUCUAAAGGAAGUUUUGGAGCGACAAUGUUCCUUAACGUUCACAAGUGACACAGGUGCCUUAAGCGAACGGAAAGGAAAUCCUUUACAGGACUUUUUCAUCGACGAGAUCGAUCUUACGAAGAAGCUAUUGCAAAUCGUACGAACGGACAUGGACGCGUCGUCUUUCGAAAAUAACGAGACUCCUAAGCACUGGCUCGGGGUAUGGCGAACGGGUCCGAGGAACGCCACUCAAUUCGCGAAGGCGCUUCUGACCAAGUACGAAACGCUCAAAUCCUCGGCAAUGAACAUACCCCGUCGAGUCGAUUUGUUCCAGCUGUCCCGACCACGGGCUCUUUUGACUGCCCUGAAGCAACACACCGCACGAGAACUCGGUCAACCGUUGGAAACGCUUUGUCUCCGUGCCAAUUGGACCGAGAAUCGUACGAACAAAGAGUGGAAGGUAUCGCUCCAGCUCGAAGGUUUGCUCAUAUCAGGAGCCUCGAUCGAGGAAGGUGUCUUAAAGGAUCUGAACGUGAAUUCGGCAGCGGUCGCGGUCGCCCCGACGUGCCAAGUAGCGUUCAUGCCGGAGGAAUACUCGGACGAUAAAUCCGGCGACGGCGAUCUUUACGCUCUCGAGGAUGCGUAUCGGCAAGAUUAUCUGAACAUACCGGUUUACACAAGUGCUCAACGGGAGGCACUAAUUUGUUCGUUACCGAUCACGUGCCCGCGAGAGGAAUGCGACGCAUGGUUACGCCGUGGCGUCAUCCUGUAUCUAAGAUAAGUAGCUUUCGUAAUUGUCCCCGAUUAAACUGAUGAAGAUGAAGAUACAUGAUUUGCAAUUAGCAUGGGUUUCUAAUUCGUACAGUUCUAAAGUGUCUUGAAUUUUUUAUUUACUUGCUCGUCAGCUAGAUAUAUUUAUUUGUCAGAUAUAAUUUAGAUCGACUUUGUAGAUAAACGGUUUUCAUAAUUGUCUCUAAUUUAGAUAGACGGAGAUAAAUAUACGGGAUGCUCUGCAAGUAGCACCAGACAUUAAAUCAAAUUUCUAACGGGAGCAAACAGUUCUUGUUAAAUGCUAGCUAUUAAAAGACACGUAUUUGUAUUCACAUUUCUAAUUAAUCUUGACAAGAAAAACAUAGGUUCCUAAUUUAUACAGUUCCUAAAAAUGUCAAACUUUUUACUUAUUUGCACGUUAUAUAUAGAUAUAUUUAUGUCACAUAUAAUUUAGAUCAACUUUGUAGAUAAAUAGUUUUAAUAAUUGUCACUGAUUAAAUUGACGAAGAUGAAGAUGCGGGAUGAUUUGCAAGUAGCGCCAGACAUUAAACCAGAUCGUUAACGAACGCAAAUAUUUCGAAACUACUAGUCAAAUACUAGUCAUAAAAAAGUAUUCAUUUAAAUUUAUUUAUUUAAAUAAAAGAUAUUUAUUUAAGCUUGAUAUAAAACAUAGAUACCUAAUCUAUAGUCUUAAAGUACUUUAAACUGGUUCUUUAAUCCGUUAAAUAUAUUUAUUUGUCUAAUAUAAUUUGGAUCAAUAAACUUUGCAUAUGUAAUUUUGUUUAAUCGAAUAAAGAGCGAAAGGAAGGGGGAGGAAGUAUA